This is a messenger RNA of Mollisia scopiformis, 774 nucleotides long. RefSeq names its product RTA1 like protein. The annotation marks the transcript as partial. The transcript is spliced from 2 exons. NCBI's taxonomy places the organism in Eukaryota, Fungi, Ascomycota, Leotiomycetes, Helotiales, Mollisiaceae. Gene Ontology annotation, cellular component: membrane. The record is from RefSeq and is a predicted model, not a curated record.
AAUGGCACGCAAAUCGUCUUCUUCGAAUAUCGCCCCAACAAAGCCGCAGGGUAUACCUUUACUAUUCUAUUCGGACUCGCUGCAUUCUGCCAUCUGAUCUACCUGUUCUGGAAACGAGCCUGGUUCUUCAUCCCCUUCUUUCUUGGCGGCAUUGCCGAAACCUUCGGCUACUACGGCCGCGCCCUCGCAUCAUCUAACCCCACGAAAGUAGGACCUUUCAUCCAGCAAAACCUGCUCAUCCUCGUCGCGACGCCCUUCCUCGCCGCAAGCGUGUACAUGAGUCUCGGACGCAUCAUCACUGCGCUGCAGGCGCAGCAACAUUCCCUCAUCAGCAUCCGGUGGAUGACGAAGAUAUACGUGUUGAUCGACGUCGGGUGUAUCAUCAGCCAGUUCAUCGGCGCGACGUUGCCUGCUUCGGGAGAUCCGGCGUUGAUUGAAAGGGCGAGGAUUAUUCUCCUCGGUGGACUGGUUACGCAGAUUGUGGCUCUGUCGUUGUUUAUAUUAACGUGUUGGCACGUACAUAGGAGGGUUAAGAAGGAUCCUCCGAGUAUACUCGUCAAGAAUCCGGAGGUGAGGUGGGAGAGGCAUUUGAGAGCUAUUGAGGUGAUCACUUUGCUUAUGAUUGUUCGAGGCGUGGUGAGGACAGUUGAGUAUCUGCAGGGAGCUGGCGGCUAUGUGGUUUCGCAUGAGGCAUUUUUGUAUGCUUGUGAUGCUGGCCCGAUGUUUGUUGUUAUGAUCAUUUUCUUGUUGGUUUAUCCGGGGCGGCUUGUCCGU